This is a messenger RNA of Canariomyces notabilis, 666 nucleotides long. RefSeq lists its product as uncharacterized. The transcript has a single exon. Lineage: Eukaryota; Fungi; Ascomycota; Sordariomycetes; Sordariales; Chaetomiaceae. The record is from RefSeq and is a predicted model, not a curated record. Bases 1 to 666 code for a protein of 221 amino acids.
AUGCCUCCCAUCAAAGUAUACACCGAAAGCCCCAUCAACGCCGCCAAAGCGUCAGGCAUAACCCCUAAGACCGCAGCAGUAGACGACAACCUUUCACCAUCAUCACCCACGCGCACCUCUUCCACACCAAACCAAGUACAGUCCCAGCCGGCACCAACAAGAACACAACCGCUCCCCACACAAGACAACCCGCCUCCGCCACAGCCAGGCGCCGUUCCCCGCCUACCGGAAGCCACGCCAUAUCCAUUACCAGCGCAUCAGCAGCAGCAAGGGGGACCAGCCCCGCCAGCGCCAACAGCAGCCCCAAACGCACAACCCAUCUCCGGCGCCACCUACCCGCCACAGAUGGCCAUCCCGCCUCCCCAGACGGCAUAUAACCAGCGCGGAACUGCAACCGUGACAGUCCCAGUUGACUAUCACCGUCCUACGGGCUACCACAGUCCUCAGCAGCAGGGUUGGGGUGGGUCGAACGAUUCCCACUCCGGAACCGGGGCUGGCGCCGGCUAUGUGCCGUACGGUGGCAACGUUGGGGGUUCUCUGGCGGAGAAUGAGGAUAGGGAGGGGAACGGGGUGCUGAGCUCGGCGAUGAAGUUCGCCAAGGCUGCUGGACAGAGGCUGUCAGCUGCCGAGAGCGAGGUGUGGAGAAGGAUUAACGGGGACAGUUAG